Messenger RNA from Symphalangus syndactylus (siamang), 1487 nucleotides. Its product is annotated as ATPase family AAA domain-containing protein 3B-like. Gene Ontology annotation, molecular function: zinc ion binding. NCBI's taxonomy places the organism in Eukaryota, Metazoa, Chordata, Mammalia, Primates, Hylobatidae. Gene Ontology annotation, cellular component: mitochondrion. The record is from RefSeq and is a predicted model, not a curated record. Gene Ontology annotation, biological process: mitochondrion organization.
CUCACCCCGGUUCCCGCCGCCCCGGAGCACGCUCCUCAAUUGCGGCGCAGUCGCUAUGGCGUCACUGCCCUCGCGGCCAAUCCAAGGGCUGCGCGCUUGUGACCCUUACGCAUUUCCGUAGCCGGGAAGAAGGGGUGUGUGUCGCGCCUGCACAGUGGUCCUGGCCACCGGCUUGCGGCGAGUGGAGACUGUUCCCAGCUGCGCGCAAGUCAGACUCGGGUUGGGGUCUCGGCGGCAGUGCGAGCAUGUCGUGGCUUUUCGGCAUUAACAAGGGCCCCAAGGGUGAAGGCGCGGGGCCGCCGCCGCCUUUGCCGCCCGCGCAGCCGGGGGCCGAGGGCGGCGGGGACCGCGGCUUGGGAGACCAUUCGGCGCCCAAGGACAGAUGGAGCAACUUCGACCCCACCGGUCUGGAGCGCGCCGCCAAGGCGGCGCGCGAGCUGGAGCACUCGCGUUACGCCAAGGACGCCCUGAAUCUGGCGCAGAUGCAGGAGCAGACGCUGCAGUUGGAGCAACAGUCCAAGCUCAAAGCUGGAGUGCAAUGGCGCAAUUUCGGCUCACUGCAACCUCUGCCUCGCGGGUUCAAGCAAUUCAUCUCCCUCGGUCUCUGGAGUAGCUGGGAUUACAAGCAUGCGCCACCACUCCCGGCUAAUUUUGUAUUUUUAGUAGAGACGGGGUUUCUCCAUGUUGAUCAGGCUGGUCUCUAACUCCCGACCUCAGGUGAUCCACCUGCCUCGGCCUCUCAAACUGCUGGGAUUACACGCAUGAGCCACCAUGGCUGGCCUAUUUUAUUUUAUUUUGAGACAGAGUGUCAUUCUGUCCCCCAGUCUGGCAUGCGAUGGUGUGAUCUCGGCUCACCGCAACCUCCACCUCCCGGGUUCAACCUCCUGCCUCAGCCUUCCGAGCAGCUGGGACUACAGGAGCCUGCCACCACAUCUGGCUAAUUUUUGUAUUUUUAGUAGAGAUGGGGUUUCAGCAUGUUGUCCAGGUUGGUCUUGAACUCCUGACCUCAGGUGAUCCACCCACUUUGGCCUCACAAAGUGCUGAGAUUAUAGGUGAGAGCCAUUGCGCCCGGCCCACUCAGCAGGAUUCCUAGAAUAGGCACGAGCUCUGUUCUCAUCACGGUCCAAAACUGAGCACCUGCCUGGAGCUGCCCAGAAACAGCCUUGGGGGUGGGGUUGGUGUCCGGCCUCCUUCCCUGGGGGCCUUCUCAGGCUUCUACUGGUGCUUCUCUACCUGUGGGUCUGGAUUCCUCCAGGACCUGAGCCUGCGUGCAGAUGCGGCUGGAAGCCCUGAGCCUGCUGCACACACUAGUCUGGGCACGGAGUCUCUGCCGUGGCGGAGCUGUGCAGACAUGAGGGGCUGUCAGGCAGCGCCAGCCCUGAGCAACUGCCAGCUGGUGAGUGCUGUGCUCUGCAGGAGUACGAGGCCGCCGUGGAGCAGCUCAAGAGCGAGCAGAUCCGGGUGCAGGCAGAGGAGAGGAGGAAGAC